CGAUCAUUGUCACUAGUGAUCAUUCAGCCACCGGUCAUACCACUGCGUUGUAGUCUGUCCAUCGAUUUAUUUCGAUUUUUUUAACGAAGUUAAACUUUAGGAAAGCAACAAGCUUCUAAUUUUAUUAUUUAGUUUAAAAUAAAAAACACACAAAAAAGACAAAAUGUUGAAGUUCUUCGUAGUCACUCUCACUUUGGCAUCUAUUUCCGCUGCGAUUAGUCCAAGAAGUCGAUCUGACAAGUCCGCUCAAUUACGUCAUCAUAUUAAAUCCGGUCAAAUAUCGGAAAUUGAAAGACUGAUAGCAGAAGGUGCUAAUGUGAAUGCAAGAUAUGACGAUUUUGAGUUGCCGAUACUACUGGCAGUGAAUUCGGGUAAUGAGGAAAUUGUAAAAACACUGAUCAAGCAUGGAGCUCAGGUGGAUGCCAAAUAUAAGAACAACUGGUCUGGGCUACAUCGAACCGCAUUUACUGACAAUGAUAAAAUCGCGAAGAUUCUUAUCGAAGCUGGCGCAAAUGUUAAUAUCAGAAACUCUGAAGGGUAUUCACCUUUAGCUUUGGCAGCCCAUAAAGGAAGUGGUAAGGUGGCUGCACUUCUCAUUCAGAGUGGUGCCGAUGUUAAUAUGGUAAAUGAUGCCAAAUUUGGCAGAGCAGCCAUCCAUUUGGCAGCAGAAAAAGGACACACUGAACUUGUUGAUCUUCUGAUCGACAGUGGUGCUGAAGUUAAUGCAAAGGAUGGAGAUCGUUGGUUUACACCAUUGCAUUAUGCAGCAUCAAAGGGUUAUUUGAAAAUUGUCGAAACUUUAGUUCAACACAAUGCAAAUGUUAAUGCUGAAGCAAAAAAUAAAACGACGCCUCUCUUACUAGCUAUUGAAAAUGGUCAGGAAAAGGUUGAAAGUCAAAAAGUCGCUGAAGUGUUACUUUUGAAUGGCGCAAAUGUUGAUGCCGCCGAUAGUUUGGGAUACACAAAUUUAAUUGUAGCUGUAGAUGAAGGCAAUGAAAAAUUGGUUCAAUUAUUGAUUCAAUAUCAUGCUCGCGUCAAUCCAACGACUAUACGCGGGACAACACCUCGUAUUCCUAUUCUCCUAGCAGCAGCAAAAGGUUACAGCGAAUUGGUGAAAAUUCUGGCAUCAGCUGGUGCCGACGUAAAUAUUCAAGGGCCCAAUCAGUGGUGCGGACUUCAUUUCGCUGCCCAAAGUGGCACCGAGACAAUUGCCAAAAUUUUACUUCAAUACAAUGCCAGAACUGAUUUGAAAACGGACCUCGGCUUCACCCCUCUUCACUGGGCAGUACUAAACCAUCACCUAAAGUUGGUCCAAAUGUUAAUCGCCGCUGGCGCGGAUGUCAAUGCAAAGGAGGUAGAUGAAUGGACACCAUUGCAUUUGGCCGCACAAGAAAAUGAUGAGAUAAUUACGAAAAUAUUGAUAAAAUCUGGUGCCAAAGUAGAUAUGAGAGAAAAAGAUAAAUGGACGCCUUUACAUAUCGCUGCUCAAAAUGGUUCUGUUAAAGUAGCAAAGAUUCUUCUUGAACAUGGUGCAAAUAUUAAUAUCAAAUAUAAUAGUCGAGACCCCGCGUCAACACCAUUGCAUAUUGCAGCAGCAAACGAUCAAAUGCAAAUGGUUCAGUUUUUGGUUGAAGCUGGUGCAGACAUCGAUAUUAAUAUGCCAAAUGAAUAUGCGGGUUUACUUUAG
Messenger RNA from Contarinia nasturtii (swede midge), 1687 nucleotides. RefSeq names its product putative ankyrin repeat protein RF_0381. The record is from RefSeq and is a predicted model, not a curated record. Bases 164 to 1687 code for a protein of 507 amino acids. Gene Ontology annotation, molecular function: protein binding. NCBI's taxonomy places the organism in Eukaryota, Metazoa, Arthropoda, Insecta, Diptera, Cecidomyiidae. The transcript is spliced from 20 exons.